This is a messenger RNA of Rhinichthys klamathensis goyatoka, 1116 nucleotides long. Its product is annotated as apolipoprotein L3-like. The annotation marks the transcript as partial. Gene Ontology annotation, molecular function: lipid binding. The record is from RefSeq and is a predicted model, not a curated record. NCBI's taxonomy places the organism in Eukaryota, Metazoa, Chordata, Actinopteri, Cypriniformes, Leuciscidae. Gene Ontology annotation, cellular component: membrane; extracellular region. Gene Ontology annotation, biological process: lipoprotein metabolic process; lipid transport. The transcript is spliced from 2 exons.
ACUCUCUACAGAUGUAAGAAGGCUCAGCCUGUAGUGAAGUUCAGCUUGAAUUUAAGCGAGGACUCCAUGCAAAAAAUGCUUGAUCAUUUGAAGCAGUUAUGCGAAAUCAGGAUGGACCAGCACACAAGGCUGGCUUUCAUUUUUCAGGAAUUGAAGGCUCGGGAAUUCAUUGGAUUAUUCAGUCAGUGUCGCUCUAGACUGGAGAAGCAUCUGUCAGAUCUGGAAGAGAGCGCAGUUCAGCUGGACAGGAUGAAGAAGGGGGCCAGUAUCUCCUCUGUGGCUGGCAGGUCGGUUGGGAUGGUAUGGGGUGCUUUGUCCAUUGCUGGUCUUGCUCUGGCCCCGGUCACUGCAGGAGUGUCACUGGGUUUCACUAAAGCAGGAGUCGGUCUGAAGGCUGUCAUGAAGGCCAAUAGUUUUAUCACAGGCGUCACUGAACUUGGAGUCAACCAGUGGCAUGGGAAAAAAGCCCAGAAUAUUUUCAAACAAUAUAUGGAGGAUGUGGAGAAGAUUCUAAGCUGUCUGGAGCAGGCCAGUAGACAGGAGCAUGUAGAGGGGCCGGCUGGGUUUGAUAUCAUUCCAGAUACUGUAUCAUUCCAGAAACUGGCACUUCCUGCUGGAGAAUUGGGCAAAGGUAUUAAUGCUCUGGCGGAUGCAGUUUCAGUUGUUAAAAUACUCAAAACUGAGGAGGGGAUUGCGUCUGCAACCAAGGCCGGGCUCCAGGGGACAAAAAGUACUCGUAACAUUCCCAAACUGGCUGCAGACCUUCCCGACAUGCUGGCAAAAGGGACGCCACUUGCAAAGUCUGUUUUUUUUAUUGGUGUAGAUGUCUUUUUUAUUUGCAAAGAAACCAAAAGUCUGUCCAAAGGGAGCGAGAGUGAGUCCUCUCAGCUCAUCCGCUCACGAGCAGCUCUGUGGAGAUCUGAGCUGGAGGACUGGAAGAAGAUCCAUGAUUCCUUAUGCAUAGGGAUAGAGAGGGUCAAGAAGAGUCAGGAAGUGUUGGAGCAACCUUUUCUUCACCGAGAGCCACAGCCCCAUCAGCAAUGGCUGUUCCAAUGGUUUUUAUCCUGCUCAAUCUUCCACUGCCAGUGUAUGGUUGGGAUAAGGAGCUUGGCCUGA